CAACAAUAACAGACAUUUUGCUGUAGGUUGCGUGGGGUGAAGCCUAUAGGCUAGAUCGAGUUUACAUCUAUUUGGUCGUUGGCACCCUUUGAGGAUAUUUAGCAAAACAAGACAGAGCGUAGGCUAGUUCCAUAGGCUAGUUCCCGUGAAUACCACGGUCAGCGCAAGGCAUGACACCAGCCAAAUGACCAAAGCGAAUGUCACACCGGACUUAAUAAGAAAAACAACCGUGGACCAAGAGAGAAAGGGAUUUUGUCAAUGGACGGGACAUAGCAGUGCUGUAUGAGAAUUUAAGCUAAUCAAGUGCUAGGGGAUGUCGAUUUUCAGAUGAAGAUAUCAUGUAACGUGAUGGUCUUUUUCUCCUUGCAUAACCACUGAUAAAGGAUAGGCUACUGUUUCUUCCUUCAUCAAGAGCAAAUUUGAUUGCAACGACAGAAGAUCUGUCACCAGAUUCAAGGUUAUUUGGAAGUUAACGUUAGAGUAACGUAGAGUCAAAAUGAAGUUCGCACAACUUUUGCUGAACAGCGCAAAGUCUAACAUACCAAAACAAGUGGACCGCUUUUCCAAGUUUUCACCUUCACCGUUAUCGAUGAAGCAGUUCAUCGACUUCGGGUCUGCCAACGCCUGCGAGAAGACCUCGUUUGUGUUUUUACGCCAGGAGCUUCCUGUUAGACUCGCAAAUAUCAUGAAAGAGAUAGACUUCCUUCCAGACAAGCUGCUUCGCACCCCAUCCUUGCAAUUGCUCCAGAGCUGGUAUGCACAGAGUCUCAUGGAAUUAGUGGAUUUUCUAGAAAAAGAUCCUGAUGACAAAAAGGUCUUGAAAAAGUUCACAGAGACGCUUGUCAAUGUGCGAAAUCGGCACAACAACGUUGUGCCCACCAUGGCCCAGGGAGUGCUGGAAUACAAAGAGGCCUUUGGUGUCGACCCAGUGACCAAUCAGAAUGUGCAGUACUUCCUGGACCGCUUCUACAUGAGUCGUAUCUCCACCCGCAUGAUCAUGAACCAACACACGCUAAUAUUUGAUGGAAGUGUCAACCCAGCCCACCCUAAACAUAUAGGCUGCAUUGAUCCCAACUGCGACGUGGUGGAGGUAGUGAAAGAUGCCUUUGAGACCUCCAAGAUGCUGUGUGAACAAUACUACCUGACCUCCCCCGAAAUGGAGAUCAAGCAAGUGAACUCCAAAGACCCUGACUCGCCUCUGCACAUCGUCUAUGUCCCCUCUCAUCUAUACCACAUGCUGUUUGAGCUCUUUAAGAAUGCCAUGAGAGCCACAGUGGAGACCCAUGAAAACAGCAUAUCUAUCCCACCUGUUAAGGUCAGAGUGUCACUAGGUAGUGAAGACCUGACAAUAAAAAUGUCAGACAGAGGUGGUGGCGUUCCUUUGAGGAAGAUUGAGCGUCUCUUCAGCUACAUGUACUCCACGGCACCAAGUCCUGUGAUAGACAAUGCGCGCAAUGCUCCUUUGGCAGGAUUUGGCUACGGCCUUCCCAUUUCACGUUUGUACGCCAAGUACUUCCAGGGUGAUCUUCAGCUCUACUCCAUGGAAGGCUAUGGAACAUCUGCUGUCAUCUACCUGAAGGCCUUAUCCACGGAGUCUAUUGAAAGGCUUCCCGUCUUCAACAAGUCUGCGCUAAGGCAUUAUCAGACGAGCAUAGAGGCCGAUGACUGGUGCAUCCCCAGCAAGGAGCCCAAGAAGAUGGGGAAGUAUGAGUUUAGCGUGUAAAAUUGGACAGAUAACAGUGUGUGAUGACAGAAGAGAGCAAGAGAAUGGAGUCACUCCUGUUUCACUCCAAGCUGAGGAUCUAAGCAAGUUGUUGGCUUGGAUGCUGUGUAAUGUGGACAUUGCUUUCUCACGGUGAAGUCUUCUGUAUGACCCAUUGUGCGGGAAUAGCGCAUGUAUUAUUAUUGCUGAGGCAAGAUAUCGUUUUGACAGAUGACAUAAAUGUCACAAUCAUCAGAUAAUGGGGCAUUUGUAGAUCUUAGGAGACACAUUUUCUUUCAUUAUUUCAGUUUAUUUCUAACAUUGUAGCUCAGACUAACAACUAAUGUUAACACUAUAUUUGCCAACAGAGUCCAGAAAAUAAGUUUUUGUCUUACAAGACACAAGUCUACAUGUACUGUAGCCUCAGUCAUUUCAACUACUUGAGAAUUUCAAUGCAAAGAUGUAUCACUGGAUUUUACAACAGUGGUAUUUGUUUCAUGUCUCAGUGAAUUUCAUCGUUGUACCGCAUAACACAACCUGUCACUGUGAGGAUAGUUAUAGUGCUGGUCACAUUUAAGAAACCUUUAUGUCUUCUUUUUCGUCCAAUGUGGACUGACUAUAGUAAGCCUGUAUAUUCAUUUCACUUCUGAAAUUGCCCUAAUCAAACUAACAAAAAAGAAAGGAGUUUUGAAGACAGACCUCAACAUGACUGAAGAAAGUUAAGUUUGGGAGAUUCAUAUGCAUUAUCGUAUUUCAUAAGAAGCAUGUAAGAUAUUGUGAGAGAGUACCAUUGACAAUAGCAUCAGUUGUAAAUGAAUUACGAUAUAAAAAUCAUAAGAACAUCUUUUGUUAAAGUAAGAGAGAGAUGUGGUGGUAUAGGUAGUGUCUCAUGUAUUUAUCGAUACAUUUUAUAAUUGUUCAAAAAGGCCAUAUACAGUAAGAAGCAAACAGACAAACAAACAAAUGUCCAAGUAGUUUAAAUGGCCUUUUUCAAUUAGAUAAAUACACAGAAAGAGAGCCAGUAUAGAAUUUUCAAAUUAUUACCAUGACCAUGGUGAGCUCAUGGUAAGCUCUAUAACUGUUAUGGAGAAGUUCAGUGAAAAACUCAUACAAAAAUGUUUUUCUUGUUUUAACAAAAGAUUUGCUUUUUAAUGAAAUGUAUACUAUUUUCAGAAUAUAUAACUUACUGUAGAAUCUAUGUGCAUGUAUUAGUGAUAGAGGCUUGAAAGCUUGCAUUGGCAUCUGGGUAUAAAGGGAUUGAUAUGUUUUAAAUUGGAGUAAAUUCAGGGGUUCUCAAAAUUCAAAAUAUUUUUGUAUGGACCCACCGACCAUAUGUAUUUCCAAGACACUCCAUUUAUUUAAUUUGCCACUUUAAAUGAUUUGCAUCAGAGGUUUUUUUAAUGUCAAGGUACAAAGUUACAUGAAUGACACUUUUUGAUAAAACUACAAUCACAAUAUGCCAGAUCUGCUAAUGAAGCUAACUACCAGAGCACUUGCCAGAUUUGAAAACAAACCUCCAUACCAGUCUCCUGCAUUUUUGUAUUUGGCUGAAACCCAGGAAGUCCCUGAUUGCUGAGUUUGCUAGACCUCCUAAUUAGUUAAAAUCCAAGGGGUAUUGUGAAAUUUCCAACAGGAGAGAUCAUUCUACCCAUUGUUCAAUGACUCUGGUACAGGGAAGCCUGAUGUGAUCAUACAUUCAGAUUAACUAAAAAACUAAACAAUUACAUACUGCACCUUUAAGAUCCAAAAGGUUACUGUGUAUUUAUCUUGUUGCCAAGAGAGGUGCCAAACACCAGCAUAAUGUAGCCCAUGAUAAAAGUCUUUGAGUCUGUCAAUAUGUGUGAACUUUGACCAGAAGAUUGUUUGUGUUCCCUCCGACUGGCGACGUGUUUCCCCUGCCAGGGUGUGGGCAUGUCUGCUAAGGACAGUUCUUCAUUUGCCAAUCUCGCCAGAGCAAUACGAAUCAAAUGCAUUUUAGCCCAUGCCAACACAACGCAAACAAUUGCCUGCCAUUCUGUUUUAUUCUAUGUGGGGGACCUUGAAUAAUGACUGCAGUCCUUUUGUUAAGUUGAGGUAUUCGUGUGAACAUAUCAGCUGUGUAUUGAUUGCUGCAGGCUUUCUACAUCAGUGGGGGCUUUCAAUGAUUUGCACACAGAGCAAUGUGGGGGCCUUAAGCAACUGUUUUGGUGAAAAAAAUAUGCUGUAAUGUAGUGUGAGACUUUGAGACUAACAGCUCUGCUUAUAUUCUUUACCUUUAUUAACCUUUGGUCUAAGUUGGUGCUUUUUGAGAUGAAAAGACAAUGUUGAGAGAGGAUGAGCAUGAUAACUAAUUGUCAUUGUUUUGUUUUUACCUCUUCCAUUAUAUUAUAAUAAUUAAUAAUGAUUUACUCCUCUAUUUUGUAUGGUCUCAGGUUAUAGAGGGUAAGCCAUGUUUGCUGCACUUCUGUUAUUUUUGUAUCACUCUGAUGAUUGCUGUGCCUAUGUGCUUGUAUGUACUGUACAUGUGCCUGGUCAAAAGAAUGAUUAGUUGACUUUCACUCAGUGUUCCUCAAGGGAAUUGCAGAAUUGCUGGUUUUGAGUGACUCCUCAUUAAAAUUAAUCAUCUUGAA
This is a messenger RNA of Alosa sapidissima (American shad), 4311 nucleotides long. It is a transcript of the gene pdk4, whose product is annotated as pyruvate dehydrogenase kinase, isozyme 4. Bases 497 to 1723 code for a protein of 408 amino acids. NCBI's taxonomy places the organism in Eukaryota, Metazoa, Chordata, Actinopteri, Clupeiformes, Clupeidae. The transcript has 11 exons. Gene Ontology annotation, biological process: regulation of glucose metabolic process; protein phosphorylation. Gene Ontology annotation, molecular function: pyruvate dehydrogenase (acetyl-transferring) kinase activity. The record is from RefSeq and is a predicted model, not a curated record. Gene Ontology annotation, cellular component: mitochondrion.